This is a messenger RNA of Macadamia integrifolia, 1736 nucleotides long. RefSeq names its product serine/arginine-rich splicing factor SR45-like. Gene Ontology annotation, cellular component: ASAP complex; cytoplasm; nucleoplasm. Gene Ontology annotation, biological process: mRNA splicing, via spliceosome. The transcript is spliced from 13 exons. NCBI's taxonomy places the organism in Eukaryota, Viridiplantae, Streptophyta, Magnoliopsida, Proteales, Proteaceae. Gene Ontology annotation, molecular function: RNA binding. The record is from RefSeq and is a predicted model, not a curated record. The coding region runs from base 116 to 1336 and encodes 406 amino acids.
UUGCUGCUUAGAAAGCCCACUGCUUCUAGCUGUAAAACCCUUGUCUAGGGUUUCUGUCUUUUUGAACCGUCUGUGUCUGCUCACUCGGCCGUGUUUGUGGUCUCUGCAGGUAAACAUGGCGAAACCUGGUCGUGGUCGUCCGGCCACGCCUUCGGGCUCGGACUCGGGUUCGUCUUCUCGGUCCCGCUCUCGCUCGACUUCUGGUUCAGAUUCACGUUCUCGUUCGCUGUCCCGUUCUCGGUCUCGCUCCCUCUCUUCCUCUUCCUCUCCUUCUCGGAGUGUCAGUUCUCGCAGCAGAUCUCCUCCACCUCAGAGAAAAAGUCCUGCAGUUGCAGCCAGGCGUCGGCCUUCUCCUCCACCAGCUAAACGGGCUUCACCUCCACCAAGGAAAGCAUCUCCAGUUCUUGAGUCUGUCGUUCUGCACAUUGACAAGCUUACCAGGAAUGUGAAUGAAGGACAUUUAAAAGAAAUAUUCAGUAACUUUGGUGAAGUAGUUAAUGUGGAAUUGAUUAUGGAUCGUAUUGUUAAUCUUCCUCGUGGAUAUGGCUAUGUGGAGUUCAAGACGAGGGCUGAUGCAGAAAAAGCGCAACUUUACAUGGAUGGUGCUCAAAUUGAUGGGAAUGUUGUUCAAGCAAGAUUCACCUUACCUCCACGCCAGAAAGUGUCAUCCCCUCCAAAGGCUAUUCCUGCCUCUCAGAAAAGAGAAGCUCCCCAAAAGGAUAAUGUUGGUGCUGAUAUUGAAAAGGAUGGGCAGCGCCAGAGAGAACCUUCUCCACGUCGUAAACCUCUUUCACCACCACGAAGGAGAUCCCCUGUAUCACAUCGAAGGCGGCCAGAAUCUCCUCCACGACGACGUGUAGAGUCCCCUGUUCGUCGCCGAGGGGAAUCUCCGUAUCGUCGUGGUGAAACGACUCCCAGAAGGAGGCCAGCAUCUCCUGUUAGAAGACGUUCUCCGUCACCUCUUCCAAGGCGGCACAGGUCUCCUGCACGAACUUCUCCCCGAAGAAUACGUGGUAGUCCAGUCCGCAAGCGAUCCCCUGUCCCGCUGAGGCGACGUUCUCCUCCUAGACGAGCACGUAGUCCUCCUAGAAGGUCACCAAUCCGUCGGCGUAGCCGCUCUCCUGUUCGUAGGCCUGCUCGGUCACGUUCAAGAUCAGUCUCUCCUCGCAGGGGCCGAGCAUUGGCUCAAAGACGUGGAAAAUCUUCAUCGUAUUCUGGAUCACCCAGUCCUCGCAAGGGAGCGAGGAAAAUUUCAAGAAGUCGUAGCCCAAGAAGAUCCGGUCUAAGUGUAAGGAGGAUAGACAAGAGACAGGCCUGGCCGAGGAAGAAGCAGUAGUAAUAGCCGCAGCAGCAGUUCCCCGCCUGCAAAACCAUAAUAAGUUACUAACUAAACAGCAGGCAGAUUUCUCUUCCCUCCCCUCCCCCCCAAAUUGAAGGAAAAAGAAGAAGAAAACAUAUGGACCUUUUGAUGUGAUUUUAGAAAGGGAAACCCUGAAACAUAAGACAGAAGUAAGAUAUCUCAUGGUCUUCGAAUUUGGUGGUUUUUUGUGAUUGGAUUCAUGGCCUUGCCUUGCAUGAGAAAGGGCUUUCCAACAUUGGCUUUUCUAAUUGUCUUAACAUUUGUGGGAUUCAUGUUGUAUGCAUUGAUGCUUCUAGAAUGACUCCAUUUUAUUAGACUUGUAAUAGGAACUUGGCACGACGUUGAUAAUUCCUGUGCUUCUGAUGGUGCUUGAUCA